AGAAGCCGAAAUAUACAUUUUAUGUUUCCAAAUGCCCGUUUUUAAACAUUGAUUUUGAAGUUUGAGCCGGAUGUCUUUCAUCUUAGAUUCUGUCCAACAUGCCUAGCAGCAGCUGAGACUCUCCUCCACAUACACACACACACACACGCACAUUUACAAAUCUGACUCCUAGUCCAAAACAAUGAGUGCGCACGACGCGCAGCUUGCUCCAAACCUCUCCAACAAAUGCGGACUUUUCCCUCCAGGACCACCCGUAGCAUGCGUCUCAAGGAGAAGGACCACGGGAGUAUAACUUGACAAUUAUUUGGAGUUUUUGUUUGUCUUUUUUCUCCUCUUUUAUGAGUGUGUAUGAGUCUGUGGAGAAACUAUGCCGUUCUGCAAGCGCACCAUUCUCCCCAAAGAUGUGUGCAAGCCCGACGGCGGCGGCGGGAAGCUGCGGGCGGAGGUGUUCGGGGAGCUGGCGGGCGUAUGCGGCUCGUCCUUGUGCUCGGUGCUGCGGCAGCUCUCGGAUCUGUCCCGGCACUCGGUGAGCAUCCUGGAGGAGCUGGAGGGGGAGCUGGUGUCCGUGUGCCGCCGCUCCGGCGCGCUGGAGGGCAGACUGGUCCGGCUGCAGAGGCACGUCGCCGAGCUGCUCAGCAAGCCCCCGCCAAGAGCCGCCAGCGGUCUCGAGGCAGAGAGCGGAAGGCGCGGUGGCAGCAACAGCGUCAGCAGCCACGGCGACGGUAACCACAGCAGUGGCGGCGGCGGAGGCAGCAUCAGCAGCGGCGGUGGCGGCAGCGCGGCCCAUUUCAGGUCUCCAUGGCAACAGAGCGUGAACGUGUUCGGCUCGUGGAGCAGGCCGGAGUGUGUCGAGGAGCUGCACCAGCAGGCGCAGCUCAACCUCCAGAGCCUGCUGCAAGAAUUUGAGGAGCAGUUGUACGACACCAAGCUGACCGGCCAGACGUUUCGCCAUCCAUCCUCGCAGAGCUCAGACGACACGUCCACGUCGCUCAGCCGCUCGCCAGUCUCUCUCAACAGCAAGAGGCCGGACUUCAUCUUCCUGCCGGCGUCAAAGCAGCUCUACGAAGAUGAAACCACCUCCUCCGUGUUUGGCUUGAGGUCUGUGGUCAACCCGUCACCUUCCCCGACCCCGUCCCCCUGCGGCUCGGAUCGCCCCCCUCUGGGCUGGAGCAGCAACAACAGCAGCAGCAGCACAGCUACGUCCGCCACCACGGGGCCGCCCGUCGCCGAGAAACCGCGCUGGCACCCGUUACGACGCACGCCGGCUCACUGCAUGCCCCUCGACGUUACAGGUGAAGUGGGAGCAGUGAAAUUCCACGGUGUCGACCUCCUGCAGCACUCCCCUUCCCCGUCCCCCUCUCCUGGGGACUCCUAUCCCCAGCAGCCCCAUUCUCUGGAGCUCUUCACGGACACACCACAUCAAAACCUCCCAAUAAGGAAGACACACUCAGAGCUUGACACAACCCUGCCCACAGAUAACCGUUUGGGGCAACGCCCCCCGGAGCUGCUUCAUACAGCAGCUAUGGACCACUCUGGGUUGCUGUGCUCCAACACACCCUCAUCCACCUGGAAUGGCCCAAAAGGAUCCACAUUUUCUCCUGCUGCGUGGAAUGAGACGUACAACUACAACAUGAGCAAAGGUCCAGCAGUUCCUCCCAAACAUCACAGUGUCAUCGGUCAUGCUGGUGGGAUACAGGACGGGGUCAUGCUGGUGAGCUCGGGACAGUCUGUGAGCUCACACUCCAGCUCGUUCACGUGUGUGACGGACCCGACUGGGAGAACAGGAAACGGCGGGUCAGGGAUCUCUCCGCCGGUGGUCACAGUGGGAAAACGGAGGGAAACAGAGGGGGCACCAGCAGACGGAGGGCGAGGGGGUGGUGCGGAGGCAGGGCGAGGAAGGCAGAGGUCAGCACGAUCCAUAGCGGCUCAAAACGCCUUCAAGUUCCGGGAACGUUCCCUUUCCACGCCCACUGAUUCCGGGUCCUUUUGCUUUACAGAGGGUGGGAUAGAGCCAGACUUGACCAUCACCACUACUGGUAAUGGGAACACUAUGGUAAUGGACCACCAUCAAGAGCAUCAUAACUAUCUGGGUCACGGGGAGAACUAUGCCCUUCUUUACCCUAGAGGAAGUUCUGAGGAUAGUGCAAGUACUACCGACACUAUUUCUGUCACGGCUUCGGAUUACAGCACAGAAGGACGCUUGCGUCUUCGCUCUCGUUCGAUCUCACUUAAGAAGUCCAAGCGCAAGCCCCCACCCCCUGUGAGAAGUGUUUCCUUAAUGAAAAACCUUGGAGAAGCGGAGGGCAGAAUAAGGCAUGGGGGCGGUCUUUACCGAGAUGGCAGACCAAAGAGCCUGCACAUACCCAGGGACAACUUCCCAGAAUUCCAGCCAGAUUUCCUUUUGACAAGCUCUUCUUGCUCCUCUAAAGCCAGUGUAGGGGAAAGGGAGCUGGGCCAAGGGGGUAACGAUGGACCUCCAAGUCUGGAAGUCCAGGCACCUGAGAGGGAAGGAGAAACACAGAUGACCUUCCCAACUCACUGGCAGCUGGGAGAGUGGAAGAGUAAUGACCCCUACAGGUCUUUAUCAGGCUCCAGCACAGCAACAGGUACCACAGUGAUUGAAUGUAUGAAAGUGAGAAGUAGCUCAGAGUCUCUUCUAGAUUCUCCCUCCACGUCCAGAGCCACGUCCCCUUCACAGUUAUCCAUGGAGACCGACCUUAAGGCUUCCUCACCCUUAAAGCCUCCAGGACUUAUAUCUCCCUCAAGUGGCUAUUCCAGUCAGUCAGAGACUCCUACUCCAACAGUUCCCAUGAAUCAUGGGACAGUAGGUACGACAGGGUGCAAGAUGCGUCCAAAGAUCCCAGAAAGGAAAUCUUCGCUACCGUCACCUAAGGACCCAGCUGCCAGGUCUAGACUGUCGUUUGAAAUGCCUGGUAAUGCACAUUUGGAGCUGUCAUCGCUAAAGCCAAAGCAGAAGGCAAGCAGGCGGCAUUCUGACACCUCUACUGCUGCCAAACCAGGAAAAACCAGCCCCAGUUCCUCACAGGCAUUACCUAUGGUUACCCAGAACGAGCUAAAGACCAUUAGACUUCGGUCUGUUUCGCGAGGAGAUCUGGAGGACUGCCCCGAUGGAGCUUCUGACACAAUUGAAGAAGAGCAGCAUGGCAGAGACAUCAGCGACAACCCAAGCCCACCACCGACUCUACCAAAGCCUAAACCACCUGUAGCUGUCAAGCCUCCAUUGCCCAAACGGCCCAUGAACCUCCUCCUUAAGUCUCCUUCUCCUUCCUCCACCUCCCCUCUUGCUAUUGAAUCUCCUCCUGCCUCACCUGUGGAACGUCCAGUGCCUCUUGGCAACAUCUACAAAGUCAUGAAAAAGCCCAAACCCAAAAAGCCCCCACCACAGACUCCAACAAGUCCUGCCGCUCCCCCAGAUUUGAAUUCCGCCAGUGUGCCACCCACUGCCUAUGACCACCCAUUCCUUCCUCACUCCAAGUCUCUGUUUGACCUCCCACCACUCCCUGAUCCCCAACCUUUGCUGGAAGACCCAAUGUUGGAACCUGAAUUUGACGGAGAACCAGAUAUCCGUCUAGCACCCGAGGAUGGCGGUUCACUUCCUUCUCCAUGCAGCUCCCAAGAGGGCCCUGAGCUCCAAGACAAGAGCAAGACUUUACCUUCAAGGAUGACAAUCUCCUGUCUGGCCGAACUGUCUGACAAAAAGAAACCCAAGGUUCCGCCUCCAGUUCCCAAGAAACCAAAUGUCCUACUCCUUCCCACACCACUACACCCUUCCACUAAUGGGAGUACAGACCGGCAAAUUCCACAGUCUGACAGCCCGGUGGGUCUGCGGUCUCCAGUUGGAGCAUUUGCACCAGAUGACAUGCCAGCUAGUUCUACUGGUCUUGACAUGUCAGAGCAGGACGAAAACCACUUGGGACCAGAUGAGAACAGCUCAAAAGAGUCAUCUCUACAGUCAUCACUCCAGGAUUCCUCUCUCACGGAAAUUGGAGAAAAGAUGGCAAGCACUGGUAUCGGGGCAGAUGAUUUAGCCGCCGAUGAGAAGACUGCUCUCCACAUCGCUGAGGAAACGGAAGAUGACUUGUUGACCAGCACUCCUACGACACACACCACCGAGGACUUAUUCACCAUUAUACACAGGUCCAAGCGAAAGGUUCUGGGCCGUAAGGAGCCCUCGGAUUCUUUUGGCAGUCGGCAGAGCCUGGUGUCGCCCGUGAAGCACAGUGCCAUUGUGAGCGACCAUCGGAACCUAACCUUGGGCAGCAGCCAGAGGUCGAGCUCUCGCAACGAGAACUUCAUGGCCCUGCUUCAGAAGAAAGGCAGCAAGUCUUCCAGCGGAGGAGCAAGGGUGUCCGCAAUGGAGCUCCUGAAGAGCACAAACCCUCUAGCGCGACGUGUCACGGAAUUCUCAAACGCCAACGCAUCGGCCGGCGAGGGAGGGGAGGUGCCGUCUGCGUCCGACAAACUCAACGAUCAGUGAAUGGAAAUACAAUUUCUAGACGUUGACCUGGUCUGGAUCCUGUUUACUACAACACAAACCAACUCUACAAUCUGCCACACACAGAGGACGGUUCCUGAACUUUCCAACCUCUGACUGACCAUUUGGCUUGUCCAAUGAAAUUGGAGCACAUUUUUUGGACAAAAUGGUCCUUCCUAGGGUUGGAGCUCAGUGUUUGCCUGUCAAACUCAUCAGAGGAGAUAAAAGGUUGUUUUUUAACUAUAUGUAAAUCUAAAAAAACUCCUGUUAAGUGAGGAAAAUGUAUGGGCAGAUGGACUUGUAGAGAUUGACGCUGGGAAUGUAGAGAUACACGAUGGAUAUAUAUAUAACAUUCCUUUUGGUUUGGCAUUAACAACAGAUCCGAAUCAUACAUGAAUCUACAACAAUACUGAUCUACCACGACACCAUUGAGGACAAGGAAUCGACUUAAUUCAAGAAAUAAUUGGAAUACAAUUACAAAAUCUGCCUGUGAUUCAGUUGCUCUACAGGUGUAACACCUGUAGGCCUCUACGAAGUUGAUUGGUUUUGCGAUGGGGAAACUGAGGAAGGUAAACUUGGACAUUGUGGCUCUGUUUUCCUCCCCACGGUCAAUGCAAUAGCAUAGCAGCCCAACAGCGAAGUGCCAGAUUGGACAAAGACAAACUGCAUGGGGGAUUUUUUAUUUAUUUUUUUUUUUGCCACCAAAGAUGAGGCAUGAGCAUGUCCCUCAUUUUGUUGCUCGUGCUGUGACCGUGAACGUGGAUCUUCGGUAAGCAUUCCACAGAGGCACCAAGUGAACCAACUCUGCUUGGAAAGCGAAGCACUUUUCUUUCCUUUGGCCUCAGAGGUCGUUUACAUGGCGAAAUCCCGUUUUUUGCCGCUUUGCAUUUUGUUUCCCCUCGUCGUCCAUUAUCUUCUUAAUCUGUUUUUAGAUGUUACGUUUUGCUCCUAUUUUUUUAUACAUUCUAAAUGUCUAUUUACUGUAUAUGUUUAAUGGGAUUAUACUGUAUGUAUCAUGUACAAAGAUAAAUGGAAAGCAUCUAUCAACAAAGACUCAAAAUAGUGUACAAAGAUGUGAGAAGCUUGGACUUCAAACUGUCCAUGCACACACUUUCAGCACACACACUGACUAAAAAAA
Molecule: messenger RNA, 5633 nt
Organism: Poecilia latipinna (sailfin molly)
Lineage: Eukaryota; Metazoa; Chordata; Actinopteri; Cyprinodontiformes; Poeciliidae
Gene: nhsl2
Product: NHS-like 2
Exons: 10
Coding region: 368-4498 (1376 amino acids)
Biological process (GO): cell differentiation
Source: RefSeq, a predicted model, not a curated record